GUUUCGCAGUGAAGACUGAAGGGAAAGGACAAAGGAGUGUGAAAAGGCGAGUAGAGGUCAUUUCAAGCAAUGAAUGCAGUAGUCGAGGGCAGCUCUUCUCCACCAUAGACACUAAAUCAAGGCCCACCGUCUCACAAUCAGACGCACAUGCUUCCAUCUCGUUCUCUAUAAAUGCCGCUGUCCUCAUUUCCCUCUCCAUCUCCUCACCCCCGCCUUCUUCUAGAAAUCUUUCCAUACUCAGGAAGAAGGAGAAGGAAAAGAUGAUGGUAGACGAAGAAACCGAUGCCAUCUCCAAUCACAACCCCCGAGUGGCUCUGAUCUCCGCCGGAGCGAGCCAUUCCGUCGCGCUUCUCUCUGGCAAUGCUAUUUGCUCAUGGGGGCGUGGAGAGGAUGGACAAUUGGGUCAUGGGGAUGCUGAAGAUAGACUUGUUCCAACACUAUUGACUGCACUGGAUGGCUGUGACAUAGUUUCCAUUACUUGUGGAGCUGAUCAUACGGCUGCAUAUUCUGAAUCUCAAAUGCAAGUCUUUAGUUGGGGAUGGGGUGACUUUGGAAGGCUAGGUCAUGGCAACUCUAGUGACUUGUUCACACCCCAACCGAUCAAAGCAUUGCAAGGCUUAAAGAUCAAGCAAAUUGCUUGUGGAGACAGCCAUUGUUUGGCGGUUACUAUGGAUGGGGAGGUGCAAAGUUGGGGGCGUAAUCAAAAUGGACAACUUGGUCUUGGUACCACUGAAGACUCUCUUGUGCCACAGAAAAUUCAAGCCUUCCAGGGCAUAGCUGUCAAAAUGAUUGCGGCUGGUGCUGAACAUACAGCUGCAGUUACAGAAGAUGGUGAUCUAUAUGGAUGGGGAUGGGGUCGGUAUGGAAAUUUGGGCUUAGGUGACAGAAAUGAUCGACUCUUGCCGGGGAAAGUUUCUGCUGUUGAAAAGAUGACACUGGUCGCAUGUGGGUGGCGGCAUACAAUAUCUGUUUCCUCUUCUGGGAGUUUGUACACCUAUGGAUGGAGCAAAUAUGGUCAACUAGGGCAUGGAGACUUUGAAGAUCACCUCAUUCCGCAACAGUUGGAGGCCCUAAGAAAUACUUCAGUCUCACAGAUAUCAGGUGGUUGGAGACACACUAUGGCAAUCACAUCUGAUGGAAAACUUUAUGGCUGGGGAUGGAAUAAGUUUGGACAGGUUGGUGUUGGUGACAAUGUUGACCACUGCUCUCCAGCACAAGUUAAAUUUUCACAUGAACAGAAAGUAGUGCAGAUCUCGUGCGGAUGGAGGCAUACACUUGCCGUUACUGAUAGACAAAAUGUCUUCUCAUGGGGUAGGGGUACAAGUGGCCAGCUCGGACAUGGGGAUUCCGUUGACCAAAAUAUUCCCAAGAUUGUAGAGGCUUUGAGCGCGGAUGGAUCUAGUGGCAAAAAGAUGGAAUCCUCAAAAGUCGAGUCUCUCUCAGGGAAAGUCUGGGUUUCUCCAUCAGAAAGAUACGCAAUUGUUCCUGAUGAAACUAUCAGCGGACAAUCAGGUUCUUCAGUUAAGGGUGUCGGGAGUGAUGUAAGUGUCCCAGAGAAUGAUGUGAAGCGGAUUCGAAUAUAGUUGCCAGACAGACAAGCACACCCUGCUUGCUGUUAAUCACCGAAGGGCUGCAUUUUGUACUGGAUUCUCUGCUCCACGAGGGCUAAUGGUGUUGUUACCCGUGACGCUUUGAUAUAUUCAAAUUAUCUCGCUCAUUGUAAAUCCACGACUUCCUCUAGAAUGGUGUCCGCUCUUUCCUUUUUAAAUUGUAAGAACAUGAAAAGCGUGUGAUCUUUUCAACCCUUGAAAUCUCCUAAUUACAUUUCCAAUGAA
Magnolia sinica is the source of this 1835-nucleotide messenger RNA. RefSeq names its product ultraviolet-B receptor UVR8. Lineage: Eukaryota; Viridiplantae; Streptophyta; Magnoliopsida; Magnoliales; Magnoliaceae. The coding region runs from base 261 to 1583 and encodes 440 amino acids. The transcript is spliced from 12 exons. The record is from RefSeq and is a predicted model, not a curated record.